UCUUUCGUUUUUUACAGAGAGAAGGGAGGAGAAAGAGAGAAGAAUUGUCAAACAUUACCCGUUGCUCUGGUCAAUGGUUGAUAACCCCCCCUCUCUCGCCCUCUCUCUAAACACGCUCUUUCUCUCUGAAAAGUCUAUCUAUUCAACUUAAGCUCCCUCUCUCUCUCUUUCUUGCUGGGGUCGUUGAAGGGUUCUCUGAAGGAGCUGUAAUUCUAACAGAACUUGAUUUAUUACAUAAAAGGUUGAGUUUUGUUAAAGGGUUAGUCUUUGCGUUUGGUUUCUGGGUUUCAUCAAUCCAGGCUUCUUGGUUCAGAGAGAAAUGGCACAACGUUCACAUGUACCAAAGUUUGGUAAUUGGGAAAGUGAAGAGAAUGUUCCAUAUACGGCCUAUUUUGACAAGGCUAGGAAGGGUCGAACCGGAGGGAAGAUGAUAAAUCCAAAUGAUCCCCAGGAGAACCCUGAUUUAGUUUCUGAUUAUGCAGCUCCAGAUCAAGCCCCUCCUUUUAGAGCCAAAGCUCCACCAGAGGAAGCAGCAGGGCAGGGAGCUGUUAGACAAGCACAUGAGCAUAGAACGAGCAGGGAAGAAAGUGAUCUGAAACAGUUCGCUAAUUCUCCAGCACGCAAUGAAAAUUUGAACCGCAGAGCUAGUUAUGAGCCAGCCCCUCAACGUUAUGGGGGACGGGGACCAAGCUUUGGUGAAGCCCAUAAACGACCGGCAAGAUACAGUAUUGGGUCUGAAAACAGUAUGGAGCAAUCCCCAAUCCAUAACCAUGCCAGGAUUUCUGGGAGAAACAGUGGAGCUCCAUCACCUUCCUGGGAAGGAAAAAAUUCAAACGACGGUAGUCAUGGAACUCCUGGAAGAUCCCGACUGAGACCAAAAGGCGAUGAAAGUCCUGAUAAGGGAGCUGCUGUUCCGAAAUUUGGUGAUUGGGAUGAGAACAACCCUUCAUCAGCUGAUGGUUAUACUCACAUUUUCAACAAAGUGAGGGAGGAAAAGCAAAUUGGGGAAGGGAAGAUGCCUGGCAUGCCUACCGAGUCUUCCAAUGCCUAUGUUCGUAAGCAAACCCCAAGUGACAGCGCUAAGUGUUGCUGUUUUCCAUGGGGCAGAAACUGAGGCAUUUCAAAUUGUGGUAAAUUAUGAGGUUUCUGGGGCUUGUAGAUACUUUGGAGGAUCACUUCAUGGAGUAACCUCUUUAUUUGUGUGGACUUUGUGAUGGUAAACAAAAUGUGUAAUGGAAAUGUAGUCCUCCUUAAUUCCUUAUUGUUUUUACUUUUACAUGAUUUUCACCGAAGUCUGUUAUUUAGCUUCCAGUUUCACUAUUAUAUUUGGCUAUAAAGAACCUCAUAGAGAUUCUUUUA
Molecule: messenger RNA, 1359 nt
Organism: Populus trichocarpa (black cottonwood)
Lineage: Eukaryota; Viridiplantae; Streptophyta; Magnoliopsida; Malpighiales; Salicaceae
Product: RPM1-interacting protein 4
Exons: 4
Coding region: 320-1114 (264 amino acids)
Source: RefSeq, a predicted model, not a curated record